UUGAAAUAGCUUCCUCAUCUUGAUGGCACUCCCCUUACUGACCCGGGUUGUGUGCAAAAGGAAGUCAACUGACGUGUACUGUAGGAUUCUUAUCAGUGACGGUACAGAUUAACAGCAGACGGAAAUAUACAAAAUCUUGUUCGACAUUGAAAGGAGACCAUCCUGUCCGUUUUCUACAAGAGCAGAGGCAACAAACAGAAACUCUAAACAGAAAGUUCACGCGCUACAGGAGGCAAGUUUGGACACGUUUUGUUUCCUGGGACGUCUGUUUACUCUGAGGAUCUGCCUGAGGAAGUCUGUCAUUGUGAGAGCUUUUAUAAGUUUGUUUGAGGACUUGUUAGUUGUAGGUAAACUUCAAGUGUGUCAAGUUUCACACUGGACACUCAGGACUCUCAGGACACUCAGCAUUGUCACUCUCUCACCACUAGAGGGCCCUGUAUGACAAUUUACAGGAAGUAUAGUUAUUGCUCUAAUAUCUAAAGAAGAAAUUAUGAUUCAAUUGGCCAAUAAUUAAGUCUUUCUUGUUUUAUUACAUAGGUGUGUUUUUUGUUUGUGUUUCAUAUCAAUUAGGUCUAAAGGUAGGAUAAUGCCCUUCAAAUUACAAGAGCUAAUAUAAUUAUAUUGUAGACAGAAAACACAGCAAUACACUUUCAAUUAACAAGUCAUACAAUUGUUUUAAAAACGGAUACAAGUGCGUAAAAAUUUGUAUCACUAAUUAUUGACAAGGUGUUGCCAACCUGAUCCGGUGACGUGAACAAGGAAGCUGCACCCAGGUAAAUAAAACCUGUCUGUCUGCUCUUUGUUAGGAACACCUUUGACUUGCAAAGUGUAAAGAAAGAGUAUAGUGUUGUGCUGUUAGAGAGCCGAUGAGUGUUCAGGACUCAACUUCAGGGGUAGCAACAUGCUGAAAAAACUCUUUCAAGUCCUGUGCUUCUUUGCUUUUUUCACUCUGGCAUGUUUUGUGGUGCUUCUAUACUUUAGAAACGACAGCACUUUAACUCAGUUUAGACAAUCGGACGAUAAAGUAAAGGUGAACAAGACAGUUCCUCAAUGGACCAAAGAACCAAAGAAUGGAUCCCUUAAUCUCACCAAAGAAAAGACAGUGAUGGCACCCACUCCAAGGAAGGGUUUGGAACCUUGCCCUGACACCCCCCCGCAUCUUGUGGGUCCCCUCUUGGUGGAGUUUAAUACCAAAAGAUCCUUGGAUGAUAUCAGAAAGGAGAUGGGUCCCGUUCUGAAGGAGGGAGGACGAUACAAGCCUCCAGACUGCAUCGCCCUGCAGAAGGUGGCCAUCAUCAUUGCAUUCAGAAAUCGGCACGAGCACCUGAAGCACUGGCUGUUUUAUCUCCAUCCCAUACUGAUACGACAGCAGUUGGACUACACAGUGUAUGUUAUCAACCAGGACGGAGAGGGAGUGUUCAACCGGGCUAAACUGAUGAAUGUCGGCUAUGUGGAAGCGCUGAAGGAAUAUGAUUAUGAUUGCUUUGUCUUCUCUGACAUAGAUUUGGUUCCCAUCGAUGACCGUAACCUCUAUAGAUGUUUUGAAAAUCCACGACACUUGGCCGUAGCUAUGGACAAGUUUAAUUUCAGGUUACCCUACAACACCUUCUUUGGCGGUGUUUCUUCAUUGUCCAAGAAGCAAUACUUGAAGAUCAAUGGCUUCCCAAACACCUACUGGGGCUGGGGGGGUGAGGACGAUGACAUCUACAAGAGAAUUGACUUCCGUGGGAUGUCCAUCUCUCGACCGGACUCUGUGUUGGGAAAGUACAGGAUGAUCAAACAUCAGAGAGACUUGCACAAUGAGGUUAAUCCAAAGAAUCCGGGUAAACUGAGCCAAACUCUUAGAAACAUGGAUAAAGAUGGGCUUAAUACCCUCAAAUACACAGUCAAGGAGAUUGUGAAGGAUCUUCUGUACACAUUUAUCACUGUGGAUAUUGACGCCCCACCAAGCUAAAGGAAGGAGGAACCUGCGAAACUGGAAAUGCUGUUGACUUCAGAAAUGUGCUAUUGUGUGUGUGUGUGUGUGUGUGUGUGUGUGUGUGUGUGUGUGUGUGUGUGUACAAUUUGCGUAUGACAAUCGUACUUUGAACAGAAAAAUGUGAAGGUAACAACAUGCAAUAGCCAGCAUUGUUAAAUGGCAUACUGACAGUGGAUUAAACUUUAAAUUAAAGUAAAUCGUUUUUUUAAGAAGUGUUGGACACAAUAUUACUAUUUUAUAUACUUAAUGGAGUAUUUGGUAUUGAUGUUACAAUGUGCUCAAUCAUAAUAGUUUACAAAUGGUAUCAGAAUAUAAUUGUUAUCGUCUUUUAUCAGGUAAAAUACAGUUUAUCAUAUACUUCCUCUUGCACAAAGUAAUGAUAAAAUAACCCACAUUAUACGUAACAUUACUAAUACUAAGUAAAUAAAAUGAUCAUGAUAUUGUUCGGUAAGAGUAAAAAACGAUUAACUUAACUUUAACUUACUACCAAUAUGACCUUUAUUAAUGAUGUCCACUGUCACCUAUUAUGUCUGUGUUGGCAAAUGAUCGGGUGAAGGGUCUUUUAUUCAUCAUUCAACACAAUACUUUGUAAAUGGGAUGAUUUUGUACUGAGACAUUUGUUUUAAUCAAACCAUUUAUUGUUUUUGUACUUCAGUUUGCUGUGUAGUUGCAUCCUGUGAAUACUUGAAAGUGUGAUGAAAUCAACAAUGGGUAAAUACAUGUUAUAGUGGUGGGGAUGAACAGAUUGAUUUAUCUUUAUAUUGGAAAGAUGGGUUUACUGCUUUUUAUGUAUGGCCUUUUGCAUGUGAUGAAUGUGCCUUUGUCUUGUGAACUCUAGCAAUGUUUUGGAAACUUUUAUAAAGAUUUUAAAAACAACUGUGAGGACAUUUGUGGCCACUGAGCUUGCUUGUGAACAUACAUUGAGCUUGCAAGCCUAAAGUUAUUAAACCCUGUUUCCUUAUUUUCAGCAGGCAUAGCAUCAUUCUUAAAAGAGAACAAUUCGUCCAACUAACAAUUUACAAAUUCCUACG
This is a messenger RNA of Notothenia coriiceps (black rockcod), 3009 nucleotides long. It is a transcript of the gene b4galt1l, whose product is annotated as DP-Gal:betaGlcNAc beta 1,4- galactosyltransferase, polypeptide 1, like. Bases 902 to 1954 code for a protein of 350 amino acids. Gene Ontology annotation, cellular component: Golgi apparatus. The record is from RefSeq and is a predicted model, not a curated record. NCBI's taxonomy places the organism in Eukaryota, Metazoa, Chordata, Actinopteri, Perciformes, Nototheniidae. Gene Ontology annotation, molecular function: cytoskeletal protein binding; beta-N-acetylglucosaminylglycopeptide beta-1,4-galactosyltransferase activity. Gene Ontology annotation, biological process: carbohydrate metabolic process; protein N-linked glycosylation. The transcript has 2 exons.